This is a messenger RNA of Lactuca sativa (garden lettuce), 942 nucleotides long. RefSeq names its product ATP synthase subunit b, chloroplastic-like. The record is from RefSeq and is a predicted model, not a curated record. Gene Ontology annotation, biological process: proton motive force-driven ATP synthesis. NCBI's taxonomy places the organism in Eukaryota, Viridiplantae, Streptophyta, Magnoliopsida, Asterales, Asteraceae. Gene Ontology annotation, molecular function: proton transmembrane transporter activity.
UUCAAAAUAUGAAAAAUCAAAAUUUUUCAUAUUUUAUUGCCUUGGACUUGUGCUUUGCUUUUUCGAAUUAAAUAAAGAUUUCAUUCCUAGAAUUACUUAUUCGUUGAGAAAAUAACCCACGGGAAGGGCUGAUUUGCGGAUGAGGAAUUAGCAUACCAACUUGCUUUCAUCCUUCCCGUUCGUGUUCGUAGGCCUUUUUUUAGUUUUUAAGAGGGGUUGCAACCAAGGAGGUAAUUCAUUAUUUCUAAAUCGAAUAAAAAAUCUAUUCUAUUUAGAAAGUAGGAAACUAGCAAUAUCAAUAUAUAUAAGAGGGCAAAGUAAUACAAAAAGAACUCUGUUCGAUUUUUUAGUCUAUCUAUACGAGGAGAUCAUAUGAAAAAUGUAACCGAUUCUUUCGUUUCUUUGGGCCACUGGCCAUCCGCCGGGAGUUUCGGGUUUAAUACCGAUAUUUUAGCAACAAAUCUAAUAAAUCUAAGUGUAGUGCUUGGGGUCUUGAUCUUUUUUGGAAAGGGAGUGUAUAAUCUACUUUCAUUAAGUGAUUUAUUAGAUAAUCGAAAACAGAGAAUCUUGAAUACUAUUAGAAAUUCAGAAGAAUUGCGCGAGGGGGCCAUCGAACAGCUGGAAAAAGCCCGGGCUUGCUUACGGAAAGUAGAAAUAGAAGCAGAUCAGUUUCGCGUGAAUGGAUACUCUGAGAUAGAGCGAGAAAAAUUGAAUUUGAUUGAUUCAACUUAUAAGACUUUGGAACAACUAGAAAAUUUCAAAAAUGAAACUAUAAAUUUUGAACAACAAAAAGCGAGUAAUCAAGUCCGACAAUGGGUUUUCCAACAAGCCUUACAAGGAGCUCUAGGAACUCUGAAUAGUUGUUUAAACAGCGAGUUACAUUUACGUACUAUCAGUGCCAAUAUUGGCAUAUUGGGGGCGAUGAAAGAAAUAACGGAUUAG